AUGUCUAAUAAGAUGCACGAUAGAAUUUCCUUCUUUCGUUCUCAAUUGCAAAAUCGCAGAUUUGGGGAAGAAACGCUUGGUAUUCUGGAAUCAAUUUUAGUUUCGAAGGAUGUAAAUUCCUUACUGGAAAUUAGAUCUAUCUUGAAAGAGUUUCUGCGAUCAGAAGCUGUGUUAGUUUUUCAAGAUAUUUUAGAGAAACCUGUUGAGGAGAAGCUUUUCAUACUUGAUUUCUUCGUUCGUGCUUUUGCUCUUUCUGGUGAUGUUGAGAGUUGUUUGGCUUUGAAGUAUGAGGCACUGGUUAUCCGGGACCAAAAGUGUGUGAAUCAAGAAGAUUAUCAAGUUACUUAUGAGGAGUGGCUAACUUUUGCCGAGGACUCGCUUAAAAAUGGAUUCUAUUCCAUUGCAGUCAAGGGCUUUGAAAAUGCCCUUUUACGAGUUCAACCAAACAAUGUGACGUUGCGCGGGGAAGAUUUUUUUUCUCAUGCGCAAGUUGCUGAAAAGAUAAAGAAACUCAAAGAUGUAGCAGUUGCAUCAGUUGCUUCACAUUCUGUUCGGGCGCAAAGUGCUGAGCACAUGAAGAGGAAAAUAAUACAGAAGAAUGAUCAGAUAAUUCCAAGGGACACACAAUUAGCUAGUUCACUAUUCAGAAAUGGCAUCAAGAAGCGUAACAUGCAGAAACUCCGUGUACUUCAAAGCUUGCAUCAGAUUAACACUGAAUCAUAGAUAGCUUAGUACUUUUCCCAGGUUGGUUGAUUCGAUGAAGUCUUGGCAACCGACAUGUGGAUAGUGGGAUCAAGGUAUAAACUUUGAUAUAAAGAGUAACUUCCAUGAUCAGUAAAAAAUUAAACAAAACUCUGUAACAAUCUGAACUGUAUAAAAGUCAAGGCGUUGAGCUCGA
Messenger RNA from Papaver somniferum (opium poppy), 898 nucleotides. RefSeq lists its product as uncharacterized. Bases 1 to 723 code for a protein of 240 amino acids. Gene Ontology annotation, biological process: meiotic DNA double-strand break formation. NCBI's taxonomy places the organism in Eukaryota, Viridiplantae, Streptophyta, Magnoliopsida, Ranunculales, Papaveraceae. The transcript is spliced from 6 exons. The record is from RefSeq and is a predicted model, not a curated record.